Molecule: messenger RNA, 3028 nt
Organism: Penaeus indicus
Lineage: Eukaryota; Metazoa; Arthropoda; Malacostraca; Decapoda; Penaeidae
Product: acyl-CoA-binding domain-containing protein 5-like
Exons: 9
Coding region: 52-1581 (509 amino acids)
Biological process (GO): pexophagy; fatty acid metabolic process
Cellular component (GO): cytoplasm
Molecular function (GO): fatty-acyl-CoA binding
Source: RefSeq, a predicted model, not a curated record
GGUCGCGCGCCGUUCCUCCAUGCACACUCCAUUCUCCACCUCCUCCACAACAUGACGACGGAGGAUAAAUUUCAGGCCGCUGUCAACAUUAUUCGGAGUCUGCCUAAGGAUGGACCCUAUCAGCCAUCUCACGAUAUGAUGCUGAAGUUCUACGCCCUGUACAAACAGGCAGUGGAAGGCCCUUGCAACGAACCAAAACCUGCUUUCUAUGAAGUUGUUCGAGGCUAUAAGUGGAGAGCUUGGAGCAGCCUGGGCAACAUGUCGAAGGCAGAAGCUAUGAAUACUUAUGUGGAGGAACUGAAGAAGGCUAUAGACCUGAUGUGGCCGAAUAAGGCUAGCUCGUGGCCAUCCAGACAGGCACUUAGCCACACCAGCCUCUGCCUGUUCAGUAAAGUGCCAUACAGCCAUGCGCCUCUGACCCAGAUUAUCGAGACCAUGGCAUACACAGAAGACGUGGCAAACUUCAUCGACGCUCUCGGUCCAUUCUACGAGUUUAUCGACAUUCCGGGAACGAAAAACAAGAACAACAACAACAACAAGGGAAACGACAAGCCCGAUAAUGACAAGAAGGACGAUUCUGCGGGGGAUGCCAAUGACAAGCCCCUCACCAACGGCCUUAAUAUGCCGGGGAAGAUGAAUGGCAUCCAUAACCUUGACAGCGACUCGGGCACGGGGUCAGAAGCCGCGCCGUCCUCAAGCCAGGACAGCUCCCCCCAGCGCAGUAUAGAAGAAACUAUUACGCGGGAAGUCAGGGAGGAGGGCGAAAUACUCGAGGACGAGGAGGAACUCGUGGUGGUCGAGGUCAGGACGGAGAGGGAAGACAAGACCACACACACGCUGUCGCUCUCGCCCAGGGUGCUCAGCGACACAGACUCGGACGAAGAGUAUUCAGAACCUGCCGAGACCCCCGACCAUCUCGCAAAGGUGCAGUCUCUCUUGCUAGCGGACCAAGAGCUUACUCCACCGCGCCGCCUCCACCAGUCGGAGAACCAGGAAAGCACAAGUUACCCUGCCCCAGCCCCAGCUCUGUUGUCCCAGCAUGUCCCAGCCAGCAGCAGCUCGUCGGAUGAUGCCGUGACCUGCGGCGGAGGAGACCAGAGCCAUCCGGGGGGACUGCAGAUGACGCCCAGGCAGUCCCAGCAACGAUUUAGUGGCACCCCCCUUUACACAUCCCAAGUGUCCUCGGGCAGCCUUGCGACGCCCAUCCACUCAGGAGGCUUCAUCAGAGGCAGUGGAGGAGGUGGGUCGGGGGGGGACGGGGGCAGAGGCGGCAGCACGGACAUCGUGGAGGACGUGAACGCGCAGCUGGUGGUGGUGCUGAGGCGCUUGCAGGCGGACAUGGAGAGCGUGCUGCACAGGCUGAACACGCUGGAGACAAUCACCCUGAGUCAGCACCACACUGUCUGUCACCACUGCCAGACGGGGAGCUCCAACACCCCAACAGCACGCAUGGAGCCCUCGUGGUGGCCGUUCCCAGAGCUCUCUCCUCGCUCCACCUUUUUCCUCCUGGUGUGGCCCCUCAUCCUCCACGGCGGAAUUAAGCUUCUCCUUCUUUUACGAUCACGACGGCGACAACGAUAAGGGCUGUUUUUCCCCCUUCGGAAUUCUCUGUUCUUUUUACUAACGAUGUGAUAUGAUGUUAAAACAUUACAGCUACUUAUGGUACAGUGAAACAGUUGUACUCUUUCCGUAUGAUUGUGAGUGUACGUGAAGUAUUUUUCAUGGGUAAGAUUUUGGAAUCCAAACGUAAACUCUUUAUGAAAUAUACAAGUAUUUUAUAAUGUUUUGUAGUGGAGGUAUAUGUAGAUAUAGGCAUAUGAUAGAGGGUAUAGAGAGAAUAAAUAAGGUAGAGCUAUUCAAAGAACCAAAAAUGUUUAAGCGUACCUUUUGCUCUCGUAUAUAGUUGCAUUUUGUUGUACUAAAGUUAUUAUUAUUAUUAUUUUUUUAAAUCAUUAUUAAACAUCUUUGUUUAGUGAACUUGUAAGAAGAUAAGUUGAUGUGCAUGCGAGAUUUACCUUUUUAUGCACAAUAAAAAAAAGAAGAAAAACAAAAAAACAAAACAUUAAUCUUGUUUCUUCCUUGUUAGUAAAACGUAAGAUGUUGAUAAUUUAAUUUACCUUUUUUUGCACAAUUUUAGAAAAAAAUAAUUUUGAAUUCCCUUUGAAUGACAUUAAACCUCAGAAAAUUAUAUUGAUCGAAUAUUCUUAACAGCAUCUGGUAAGAGUUGCUUCUAUCAAAUGUUUAUUAUUUAUUUAAUUAUUUAAUUAUUAUUUUUUUUAUGUGUAUAAUGAGAUUAGUUUAAAAGUAGUGAAUUUUCAUUUAGGUUCUGAAAGUAGUAAAAUCUUGCUAGUCUCACAUGGACCUAUAUUCAAUUUUUUUUUUAUUUAUUAAGUUCCAGAAUAUUAAGGAAACUAUGCUUCGUCAGAAACUAGUAUGAUAUUGUUAAAUCUCGGAAGGACCUAAAUCAAUUUUUUUUUUUUUUUUUUUUUUUUUUUUUUUUUUUUUUUUUUUUUUUUUUUUUUCAGAAAAUUAAGGAAUUCAUAUUUCCGUAGGUAAUUGGAGAGAAUUUCCCAUGUGUGCAUCAUAUAAUUAUCGAGUAUGGCAUUAUUACACCAUAGGAAUAGCAAAACUAUUAUAUGUAAUAUUUCAAAAAUAUUAGCCGUCUUUUUCUUUGUAUUAUAUAAACUUGGAGUCAAGUUCUGGGAUCAUUACAGUUACCACUUGUAAUAAAUAUACGUAUGCUCUAUAUGUUUACCUCAUGUAGCAAUCCUUCUUGCUUUGAAGAGACUACUAUUUUACGUUAAUUCCUUUAUAUUUGUGCUGUUUAUUUUCACUGUUUUUGCAGUGAGUAUUUCUUGUGUGUAGAUCUUGCAAGCAAUAUAUCGCUGUCGUUAAGUAAUUUUCAUUUUGUAGUGAUGUAUAUUGGUUUUGUGGGUAAUUGUGUGAGUGUUGCACCAUUUUUUAUUGAGCUUUUUGCAAAUGAUUCUUUUUCUCUCUCUCUUUUUUUUUUUUUCUUUUUUCUUUUUUU